GCAUGCUUAAAGAUGCAAUACUAUUAUAUCAAAAGAUAAAGAGGGCGGAAUUCUAAUGAAAACGUAAAUGACUGUAAUUAAAUGAUAGUAGAACAGAAAUAAUAAAGGUAAAAGAAAACAGAGUAUAACUUGAACGAAAGUGAGAUAAAAUUGAAGUUGACAACAAGCUCAAAGUAAAUAUUUUGCAAAAGUACGUGAAAGACUGCGCUUGACACUCAUUUUUUGGGCGUUGACGAAAGAAUCGACAAUCACAUGAAUAGCCUUGUCUAUAUGAGCAGGUCGAACGAAUUCACUAAGCUCCAUCUUGGCGAAAGCUUCACUUAGACGAAUGGCAGAUUCAAGAUGACGAACGGUGAUAGGAUAGCUUCCCGUAGCUAGUGAUUGACGUCUCAUAUCACUGUAAAGCCUUGAAAUUUUUUCUUCAUCCAUUUGAAGCAAACGAGGUGUCACCCGUUCUCUUGCAUAAUGUAUAUACUUACGUAACAAAUCUUGAGGAAUAGCUUUUGCUUCAAUACCCGUCUCAGUAGGUGCCUUUGUCAAAAUAUCAAAGUCUGGAUCAAAAGAUGGAUGAGAUCGAAUAUGGCUUGAGACAACAAAACUGGCAAGCUGUUCGUCUAUUUCUGGAUUCACGGUAUCUUUAACAACUUGUAAUAUAUCGAAACGAGACAAGAUGGGUUCCGUUAAUUCAACAUUUUGGCUUAAGGGAAUCGUUGUAUUAUAUCGUCCACCGAUUGGAUUGGCAGCUGCAAUAAUCGUACACCUUGCCUGCAAGGUUGUCACGAUACCUGCCUUGGAGAUUGAAAUACUUUGUUGCUCCAUAGCUUCAUGAAUAGAAGUACGAUCUUGAUCAUUCAUUUUAUCGAAUUCAUCGAUUAAACAAACACCUUUGUCGGCUAAAACCAACGCACCACCUUCUAAAGUCCAUUCAUUUGUAAUAGGAUCCUUUCGGACAGAUGCUGUUAAACCAACAGCGCUAGCACCUUGACCAGUAGCAAAAACGGCUCUGUGGGCAGUCUUCUCAACAUACUUAAGAAAUUGUGAUUUAGCUGUACCAGGAUCUCCCAAGAGCAAGACGUUGAUAUCACCACGAAUUUUAUGUUUUCCGCUGAUAUUCUUGGGGACACCACCAAAUAAAGCUGCAGCAAUGGCAACCUUUAUAGAUCGAUGACCAUAAAUGGAAGGUGACACGGAGGCGAUGAUUCUUUCGUGGAUAUCCGGAAUCUUUGCAAGCGCGCGUAUUUCUCGUUCUUCGUCAUCUGUAAGUCGGUUAAGAGAAAAGUCGUCAUCAGCACUACCACUAUUAUCAACAUGAGCAAUAUGAUUAGCUUCAAUGAUUGUAGCAAAAACCGGGAACCCAUUUUUCGUAUUAAGACUAGCAUCAAAAUUAUUGCGAUAAAUCCCAGUUACUUCUAUCUCUUCACCGGGUUUGGCAUUGUCUACCAAAUCAGCCAAGAGAAUCACUUCACGAUGACGAGGCAAACGUCCUGAAGGAACGGUUCCUGGAGACUCUUGAAGGGUGAGUCGCUGAUAAUUGUUAUAGACUGUCCGUUCGGAAUUAAUAACAAAAGGACCACGACUAGAACAAUUAUGACAAAAAGAAAUUUUAACUUCCACACUAGAAUCCUGAAAGAAAGGACCUAAAGUAGCACCACACUUCGUGCAAGUAAACCGAAUGUGUUUUAACUGAGGGAAAAGGCCUGUUCUUCGAGUUACUACACCAGACACACGUACCAAACAGUUCAAAUGCGUUUGACGAAGUUCUCUUAAUGUGAAAGAGGUAGGAAGAUUAGUUAUACGAACAUGUAUGUCUGAAUGAAUUCGUUCAUAAUCAGGAUAGUGCAAAAGGGUAGCUUCUAAUGCGACUCGAUCGAAUAUCCUUAAAACAGGAGCAGGAGCAUUAGCUAAAAAAUAAGCAAGGAUAGGUUUUGAUUCUCCCAGAUGAGCAUAAUUAACCAGCAAAGAUUCAGCGUUUACCUCACCUAAUGUUCGAAUUCUGUUACCAUAGACAGACGUUCCUUUUUCAUCAGUGUAUUCUAAAAGAAAGUUUUUAAAUUCACGGGCAAUAGUUCUACGAACUGGAUCCAAAGUCACCCAUUCCGCAAUACUAUCGGCCUUUACAUCUGCAAUGGAUUCUAAUGGAAGCUCGCCGGUCUCGUCUAGGGCUCCUGCGUUCGGUGCGAAUUCAUCAUAUACACGAUGACGAUGUCUUGGAAUACCAAGGCCUAAAUUAGAAUCCAAAUCAUCAUCUUCGUCUUGAAGAAAGGCUGCGGGUUUUGUUCGUCCAGCUGUAGCCUCUAAUUCCAUGUCGCGACGUCGUAAUUUUGCAUCAAUAAUUCUUCGAUCGCCUAGGUCUAACUCUUCCAGAUCAUUUUCGUCAUCCAAUUCGUCCAAAUCGUAUCGGUCAAGUUCCAAAUUUUGUUGAUAAUCUCUAAACGUUUGUUAAUAUGCUAUUCUCCUUUAUACUGGGCGCACGGGUACGCAGUAAUCAAAAGGCUAUUUCUUUGAUAUCGAAGAAAACUUUUAGGCUUGCAAUAACCUCAAUAAUCGCAAUGUUUUCUUACCUUUCCAUGUCAUCGCCAAACAAAUCCUCACCAUCUUCCUCUUCCAGAUCCAUAUUAUCACUGUUCACGUCUUCAAUUUCAUCUUCUACCAAGGCUUCAGCUGCUUCAUCUGAAAAUUCUGGAGGAGGGGAAGAGGGAGGAAGCGACAAAGGAGUAUUCCCUGUUGAAGAAUGAUCUGAUCCCACAGGAAGACUUUCCGAGUCCCUGCGUCCGCGUUUUCGGAAAGAAUCCAUGGAUGUUAAGAUGUUGUUUCGAAAGAGUACUGUUGUUGGCUUUUCUUUAGACAAACAUUUCGCCUAGGACUAGAGCUUAACGAUAUGCUGCAUAUGAACACUAAACUGCAUUCCAAAAUUUCGCUCCUUUGCUCAAACAAGUUAAUAACGCACUUUCUUAACUUUCUGUAAAUGAAAAGAGACUAACAAAAAUUACCUAUUGUUUACAUAUAAACGUCCGUAGUCAAAGAAGUAUUCUGGAUGGAUUCAAGAUUGGAGGAACUAACAGCGGAACAGUAUGUGGAAAGGCAAAGAGAACUAGAGAUUGAGGCCCGUGAGGCGUAUCCAUACAAAUUUGAUGAAUGUACAUACUCCAAAGGUUACUUGAAGCAAACACUAUACGCUUGUUUAACUUGCCAAAGAAAAGCGGAUAGCCUAAACGGAGUGUGCUACAGUUGCAGUAUCAGCUGCCAUGCUGAUCAUGAAUUAGUAGAAUUGUUUCAUAAACGACAUUUUCAGUGCGACUGUGGUACCUCACGAACGGGCCAUGAGCCUUGUGCGAUUAGAAAGACUAGAGAUGAUCGGGCAUUAGAAAAUCAUUACAAUCAUAACUUUGAGGGGCGAUUUUGUAGCUGCGAUACGUUUUAUGACCCUGAACAAGAAAGUGGGAUUAUGUUCCAAUGCAUACUUUGUGAAGAUUGGUUUCACGAUCGCUGCUUAGAGGCUUCUAAUCAAGGAAAGUCUCUACCUGAUUCAGAAUCAUUUGAAUGGGUGGUCUGUAAAGAUUGCGUGUUGAAAUAUAGAGAUUGCCUUUUGAAUCCCCAACACGAGUUACCUUACAAGAAGGAAGAACUAGUCGCUCCUCAUUUUUUUGAUGAACAAUUUCGAGAACAUCUUUGCCAGUGUAACUCCUGUGUGGAAAUUCGCAAAACUCAAAUGCCUAUUUUAAUAGAGGAUGAACCAGUUUAUGAGCAAGCAGAGGACUCCGAUAUGGAUGAAGAAACAAACUUUGAAGUAGAAGACGCGCGUUCACUUGAUGAUGUUGUGUCCAGCACCAUGCAAGAUGUGCUUCACGUCUUAGACCAACUUCCCCGUGUUCAAGCAAUAGAAGGAGUCCAUGCCUAUAAUCGAUUAAAAAAUGAACUCACAGAGUUUUUGCUUCCGUUUGCUAGGGAAAACAAGGUAGUUACAAAAGAAGACAUCUCCAAUUUCUUCUUGGAAAGGUUAAAUGCUGGAAAGAACGGUGGUUAGAAAGAUAAGAAGCAAAUUUCAUUUUGUAACGAUCAUGAUCUUUGCAUGAGUGCAAGUACACCUCUACAAAGCGUUUAUGAAUACUCAAAACAGGAAUUUUGGACGAAUUAUAAAGAAGGGAUAACUAUAAAUACUUAUUCUAAAGGUUUAUCUUACCCAGGAAAAAUUUAGAAGAUGAGUAUCGUUUCUCAAACCUGUCCUGUUUAGUCGCAAACUGGCUAAUCAAACAAUCAAUUGUUGUUGGUCGAUGAUGGACUAUGGAACAGCGUCCCUGAAUAAUUCCCGUAAUGCUCAAAUGAUUUUCUAAAUAGUAUUACAGAUGAAUAUGGAUGUGUGCCACUGCUGAGAAAAAAGAUAUUUGAAAGAUCCGAAGAACUUGCUCUCUUAAUUUGAGACAGAGGUUUGUAAACGUACCUUCUAAAGUAAUAGUUGGCUUUCGUUCUUAGUAUCAAAUCCUACACUGUACUAUAUGAAGAUUUGCUCAUUCAUUGAAAUUUUCAGAUGUGUCUUAAUAUUGAAUAAAAAAUUUUCUAUAAUUUUCAAUUUUCUACACAAAUGAAUCGAUAUUGAAAUAAGCUCUUCCAAUUUCAUUCAUCACUGUUGUUUACUGUUUUGUUCUUCAUCUGUGGUACUUUAUAUGGGCCCCCACCUAGCUGGAACUUGAGCAAGUGAAAACCAACUUUUCACUAAC
Messenger RNA from Schizosaccharomyces octosporus yFS286, 4715 nucleotides. Its product is annotated as zinc finger protein Mlo2. Gene Ontology annotation, molecular function: ubiquitin protein ligase activity; zinc ion binding. The transcript has a single exon. The coding region runs from base 3035 to 4024 and encodes 329 amino acids. NCBI's taxonomy places the organism in Eukaryota, Fungi, Ascomycota, Schizosaccharomycetes, Schizosaccharomycetales, Schizosaccharomycetaceae. The record is from RefSeq and is a predicted model, not a curated record. Gene Ontology annotation, cellular component: cytoplasm.